Messenger RNA from Sipha flava (yellow sugarcane aphid), 2620 nucleotides. RefSeq names its product barH-like 2 homeobox protein. Gene Ontology annotation, biological process: regulation of DNA-templated transcription. Lineage: Eukaryota; Metazoa; Arthropoda; Insecta; Hemiptera; Aphididae. The coding region runs from base 237 to 1172 and encodes 311 amino acids. Gene Ontology annotation, molecular function: DNA binding; DNA-binding transcription factor activity, RNA polymerase II-specific. The record is from RefSeq and is a predicted model, not a curated record. The transcript has 5 exons.
UCUCACCACAUUUUCGAGUUUCAUUCCACUCACGGCUCGUUGGUCCUGGAUUUUUAUUACUUGCAUCUCUUUCGUCCGCGAUCAGAACGAAUAAGGUCAUCGAAGUCUAUUAACAUAAUAUAUUCGUGUACUCGAAACACUGAUUCUUCAAACAAACAAUCUGUAUAAAUGUGAUUUAAAUCGUUGCAUCGUUGAUCUUUGUUCAGUUUCGGAAAUCAGAAGCAGGAUCAGGAUAGAUGGACACGUCCUCGGACUCGGAUGAGCCACAGUCACCCGGUAUCUACAGACAAAUGGCGUAUUCGGCCGCAGCUACGGCGACCGGUUACGACGACCCGACCAUCAAGUCACCGUCGUCGCGGCACUCGGACUCGUCCGGCAGUGGCAGCGCCGCGGACGAGCCCUGCGCCAAGACCGGUCAUCACAAGUUCUCCAUAGACCGCAUCCUGGGCCGGUUCAGUGGCGGCGACGCCGCUGCCACUGUCCACGACCAGUGCAUCGACACGUUGCCGGACCCUGGGAAAUCGCACCGAAACGAAUUGACAUUGGCCGGUGCAGACAGUAUUACUGAACUGAAUGGCCACAACUUUCCUUAUUCGUCAUUGCUGUACGGUGGGUGGUUUGCUGCUGCGGCUGCCGCAGCAGUGACAAACAAAACACCACCAUCCCAUUUAUUUGGCCUCCAAGCUCCAAAAACGGUGGGCCGAAGAUCCAGGAAACCUGGUUUGGAUCGGAAACCUAGACAAGCGUACAGUGCAAAACAGUUGGAGAGAUUGGAGGCCGAAUUCAAAACGGACAAAUAUUUGAGCGUGAGCAAGCGCAUGGAACUGUCCAAAGCGCUGAACCUGACCGAGGUGCAGAUCAAAACGUGGUUCCAGAACCGACGGACCAAGUGGAAGAAGCAGCUGGCGUCCAAGCUGAAGAUCGCCCACCGGCACGGUUACUUCCAGCCUGUGCAGCACUACGCGUCAUUAUUCGCGCCGCACUGUUACUUCCCUGCGGCAGCCGCAGCGGCAGCGGCCGCGAGCGCCGCGUCCACCGCCGGUCCUGGUGCCGUCGUUCAAAACUUCGGUUGCGCGUUGCCACCUCCGCAGCCGACCAGGAACAUGCCGUCGACGGCGGGGCGCGAGGCCGCCGAGCUCCAGGAGCAGGUCGAAACGGAACAGAGGAGAUAGGAUGGACGAGAGCCGACGACGUCAUUGUUCCCCGGGAUAUGCGGUCGACGCGCGUCUGCCCUGCCACGUGCAGGUACAGCUGAAAUCGUUCGCGGGCGUUAUUAUAGUGUUUAGUAGGUACCAUGAUAAACCCGUCAUUAUGUGUGUACGCUAGGGUGACCACACAUCCCGUUCAAUACGGGAUCGUUCCUAUAUUAUGAUUGUAAUGUCCCGAUGUUCCGACAAAAUACAAACGAAACUCUUUUCAUCCCGUUUUUUCCGUAUAUUAUUACAUUGUAUUUGUAAAUGAGAAAAAUUGUAAAUUUCUGAAACAAAUAUAAAACACUUUUAUACCAGAGAAAGAUUGAAAAGUGUAAAAAAAGGAUUAUCAAAUUCAUGAAUAAUGAAGAUAGCUGAUGAAAUAUUUUUUUUAUUUAUAGCUAAAAAAAAUAAAUAAGUAAUGAUGUGUGACAAUGUACCUACUGUUAAAUACUUCAAUAAUAUAAAGUAAAUUAUUUAAUUGUAAGUAAAAAGCAGUCUUAUAAUUUUUAAAAAUAAAUGUAUUAAAUUUGUAGUUAUCAAGAUUAUGUUUUGAAAUGCAAUUUUUUUUUUUUGGUGGGGGGAGGGGAGUAACAACUGUCCCGGUUUUUUCUUUCUGAAAAUGGUCACCCUAGUGGUUGCGCUAUUAUGCUUACUCCCAUCGGAUCCGGCAGAUCUUGUAUGGUCAGUGACAGCUCGAAGUUGGUUUUUCAAUGAAGCAGUUAUGUAUGGAGUACCCAUUCCAAGUAAUUGAACUCAUAAAUAUUAAAAUUAACGGAUACCCGAACAAAAUAAUAUAUAUUAAUGUUUUAUGUCAAAUGUGAACAAAUUAUGUACGAAACUUUUCUAUCGCACAACACUAACUACCCGCCACAUUUUAGUCAUGGAGCAGCUGCUUUAAUAAAACCUGCAUCACGCCACCACUGAUCGUAGUACAUAAUGAUGACGUUCAUUUUUUAUGAAACAAUAAACAAACCAUCUUCAACGACACAGGGGCGUCUUUUGUCGGAUCCCGUUAGUAUAUAAUAUUAUUGCAAAUUACAAUCUUCACAGUUAUAACAUUAUGUUCACCGCUUUUUGUACAUCACAGCUAUGUAAAAUAAUAAUUUAGAGAAAGAAACAACGGUUAGACAAAUAAAUAAGAUACCUACACAUUUUUAACAUGUGAAACAAAUCAAAGUACAUUUUAAUUUUUAACAGUGUGUGUUUUUAAAUACGAGCAAUGGAAUACUUAUUUUUUAUUAUGAAUGUAAUAAUUAUCAUUUUUUUUUUUUUUUUUACGGCUAUUGUUGCUAAUAAUUUUUACAACCCCAAUGAACAUCAUUAAAAACGAUUUCUACUGUAUAUUAAAUCAUAUUUGUAUAACUAUGUACCUACUUUUGCUUGUAAAUAUUAUUCAAUUAUACGUGUACACUUUGUAUAUUAGUCAA